AUGUACGGCAAGGAGGCCCAAGUUCCGGGGCGAGCCGAUGUGACCUCACCGCUACCGCUCGCAGCACCGACAGCAGCAGCCGAAUGCGCGCCGGUCCCGUCGGCGGGAAAGUACCCCACGUGGGAAAAGCUGCCGAAGCAGACGACGCUUCCGGACCCCUGGCUACCGCUAGCUUACACGACGACUGAUAGCGAGGGCGGCAGCGAUCCCUCUUUCGCGUCCGACGUGAUGGCGGGUAAGGGCAAGAACCGGAUCCAGACACCCGAGGAAUGGUACCAAUGCCGCCAGCCCGAGCUCCUCCAGAUGUUGCAGGAGUACCAAUACGGGUACUACCCCGACCACUCGCAAGAAACAGUCAAAGCCACACGCAGCGGCAACACGGUAAACAUUGAAGUAACAGCCGGCGGCAAGACCGGCAAAUUCAGCGCCACCCUAGCGCUACCCUCGACGAAGCCCGCACCCGUCGUCAUCAACAUCGGCGGCAUGACCGACCAGCCAUACCUGCAAGCCGGCAUCGCCGUCGUCGGCUUCGACUACACCCGCGUCGCCGCCGAUAGCAACGCUAAGACAGGCGCGUUCUGGGAUAUCUACAACGGCCGGGACAUCGGCGUCCUCACAGCAUGGGCAUGGGGCUUCCACCGCGUGCUAGACGCCCUCAACGCCACCGUCCCCGAGAUCGACAGCGCCCGCGUCGGCGUAACCGGGUGCUCGCGCCUCGGCAAAGCGGCUCUCGCCGCCGGGCUGCUGGACAAGCGCAUCACGCUGACCAUGCCCAUGAGCAGCGGCGUCCAGGGGCUAGGCCCGUACCGGUACCACGGGCUGAGCGGGCAGGACGAGACGCUCGAGAACAGCAAGAGCGGCGCGGGGUGGUGGACGGACAAUACCCUGGGGACCUUCGUCAACCACGCGGAGAAUCUGCCGUAUGACGCGCAUACUAUUGCUGCUGCGAUUGCGCCGCGCGCCCUUGUUAUUGACCAGGGCACUGGUGACCAGUUUACUAACUCGAAGGGCACUUCGGUUGUUGUGUACCCGGCUGCGAAGCUUGUUUACGACUGGUUGGGUGUUCCGGACCAGAUUGCGAUGUCUGUUCGUGGUGGCGGCCACUGCGAUAUGAGCGGAUUCAACAGCGUCCUCCCCUUUGUGACCAAGGUCCUCCAGAACCAGACCAUCACCAAGGACUACAAUGACCUCGGCAGCUACGGCUCCCCAAUGUCGACGACCUACCCCUGGGCAACCGCGGUACCUAAAGCAGCCUGA
Messenger RNA from Daldinia loculata, 1257 nucleotides. RefSeq names its product carbohydrate esterase family 15 protein. The record is from RefSeq and is a predicted model, not a curated record. Bases 1 to 1257 code for a protein of 418 amino acids. NCBI's taxonomy places the organism in Eukaryota, Fungi, Ascomycota, Sordariomycetes, Xylariales, Hypoxylaceae. The transcript is spliced from 5 exons.